Messenger RNA from Purpureocillium takamizusanense, 2547 nucleotides. RefSeq lists its product as uncharacterized. Bases 1 to 2547 code for a protein of 848 amino acids. NCBI's taxonomy places the organism in Eukaryota, Fungi, Ascomycota, Sordariomycetes, Hypocreales, Ophiocordycipitaceae. The record is from RefSeq and is a predicted model, not a curated record. The transcript has a single exon.
AUGAUGCAGACGCGAGCGAAGAAAGGGACGGCUCGUGUCGACUCGCCCAUUCUCUACACCGCCAGCAUUGCCCCCGGGGCUAAUGUAAACUAUGGCCAAUUGAUUGUGACCAACCUCCACCGUGAGGACAGCUCUGCCAUCGCCAUCAAACAGUUCCUAGGCGUCGAGUUCCGCUCGCCUGCUCCCGUCAAGGACACUGACUUCUGGGGCAGCACGACACCUUGGGUGGAGAUAAAACCUGAGAUCAAGAGCACGCAAAUCAACACGGACGUCUUCAUAAUCACUGUUAAGCUGAACAUCUCAGGCGGCUUCACUUUUACUACCAGCGACACCUUCAACUGGGGCAUCAAUGGUGACCUGACCGGAGAUCCGGACAGUUGGACCUCUUCCUUCGCAUUUGCAGCCGACGCCCUGCCCGACACCACUGGUACCGUCAAUGUCAAUGCCGCUGAGGCUCCGGAUCCUGCCCUGUCAUCGGUUGAGCAAAAGGUUAUAUUUACCCAAGGCCAACUGGUCGAGACCGUAAAGGUGCUUCCAGGCGCGACAGCGGAGGAGAAGAUUCACUACGGCAGUUAUUCCGUCACCGUCUCAGACCUUGCCACCGAGGACGAAACGACUGUGGCGACUGCCUACAUCGAUCCCACCACCGUCACCAUCGCGAUGGGCGAGUCCACAGAGUUGCAGGUCACGUACGGCGAAGUCUCCAAGUACAGCGCUAUCAACGUGAUUGUCGGCGACAUCUUCGAGCUUGCCAAGGAGAAACUACACAUUACAGUCAAAGAAAGCGGCGGCGGCAGCGCACUCGCCGACUUGACCAGCUCAGUCAACACAACGACUCCCUUGCGUCGACUGCCGCCGUCGGGCGAGGCGGUCGUUGAGGUCGACCCCAUCGUACUCAACAAUGUCAAAUAUUCGUUCCCCGCUCAAACGCUCGAGCUGGCGAGCAAACUGUUCCAGGUCACCUUCGACGAAGAGAACGUGACAAGAGAACCGAUAGAUACUACCGGCUUUGUGGAUCUCCCUAUUGACGUAACGACGGACGUAUCGCUUCCAUCAACCAUCUCGGUGCGCCUUGAUUCCCCAAAUGCGAUUUAUACUCAGACGAUCGAGGCCCAGGCCGGCUCAACCGGUUUCGAUGUACCGGUGGCCCCUGGCAAUUACCAAGUCACCGCGCCCAGCUUCUUGCAGGGUGGCUUCGUCUAUUUUGUACACGUGCCGUCUUCGCUCGAAGUUGCUAAGGACGGCAGCACAACCCUCAACUUGACGAUCACCAAGGGCGCCAACAUGCUGGUGUCCGGCUUCCCCGAGUUCCUCAGCUUCGGAGGCUGCAGCGAUCUGACCCCUGGCAACCAAGACGAUUUUGUGGCUGCGAGGGCUUCCUCCAUCUUCAAGUACGCAGGGGUCGACGGUGCCGGUGACCCAGGCACCAACCUCCCCGACGACCAGGCUACCAGGCGGACCAUUGCCCUGGCGCGGCAGAUUGAGGCUGCUCUGGGCGACGGCAACCCCGUGCUGCCCGUCAUGAUUUCCUACACGUGCAAUCUUUCCUUGGGAGACAUCAGGAAGCAACUCGCCAACACUACGGCUCUUGCCAACAGCUUCGGCAACUACAUCCUGUCGUUGACCAUCGCCAAGGACAGCAUAGAUGCGGACCACCCCGUGCCGGCGGGCUACGUCGUGAACCCAGACUUCCUCGGCGCGUGUCAGCAGGAGAAUAUUAGCGGCGACUACGCCAUGCCUGUACGCGAGCCUUUGCAGACAGCCCUCGACUUCCGCAAAAUCUCGGCCGAGAUUCCGGAGGGUAUCACUGAAGACGUCAGCGGCUACGUCCAGGCCGUCAACUGGCUCACCAGAACCGUCGCGCCGGAAGUCACCUUUGGCUGGCAGGUCAACCUCUGGGGCGUCGGCUCCGCCGUCUGGGUGUACGGGUCUGGGGACGAGCCCGCCGCCAACGCCAAGGUGACGGCCGACUACGUCACGUCGCUGGGUGUCUUCGACGGCGACGCAGCGCCCGACUUCCUGGCCGUGGACCGCUACGAGGCCGACGACUUCACUCAACGCGCCUAUGUCAACAGCUAUUGCUACGGACCAAACGAGUGGCCGCGCUUCUUCGACUUCUGCGGUGCCCUCGGCGAGGCCCUCGUCAGGCCCAUUAUGGCGUGGCAGAUACCCGCGAGCCGCACCCCCAGCGUCCAUGACGCUGUCGACGACGACUUCGACCCCCAGAACUGGGGUACGGGCGGCAGCUACCUGUUGGGCGACGCGGCCAUUGGCUCCAACAUCAACAACAUCAACCCCAAGAUCCUCGACUUCGAGUUCCCCGUCCCCUACCCCUUCAUGGGCAAGACGAUAAGAGAUAUCUUCGUCCGCGGCUCGCCAUUCGACUGGACGCCCGCCGCCCUCAACGGCCUCGCAAUCAAGGGCAUCUUCUGCGUCCUCCUCGGCGGCGGCUCCACCACGGGCAUUGUGUCGAGCAUCGGCAACCCGGGCCCGUUUGUGCGCAACAAGCUCCACGCGUACGGAGAGCAACCCAUCCCCCUGAAGUGA